Messenger RNA from Calliphora vicina (urban bluebottle blowfly), 6537 nucleotides. RefSeq lists its product as uncharacterized. Gene Ontology annotation, molecular function: RNA polymerase II transcription regulatory region sequence-specific DNA binding; zinc ion binding; DNA-binding transcription factor activity, RNA polymerase II-specific. Bases 251 to 5995 code for a protein of 1914 amino acids. Gene Ontology annotation, biological process: regulation of transcription by RNA polymerase II. Gene Ontology annotation, cellular component: nucleus. NCBI's taxonomy places the organism in Eukaryota, Metazoa, Arthropoda, Insecta, Diptera, Calliphoridae. The record is from RefSeq and is a predicted model, not a curated record. The transcript has 4 exons.
UUUACAGAGGGUUGCUUGUGUAUUUCUUGUGAAAAAUUUUAAUAAAAAUUCAAUUUAAUGAAAAUUCAUGAAAAUCGAAUAAAAAUAAAUUAAUACACAAUGAUUAGCGAUACCUAAGUGAAUAUUUAACAACAAGAUCAAAGUGAAAGCUUUAAAAAGAAAUAUAUUUCCGUUUUUCCAUAAGUUUGUACUUGCCGUGGAAGAAAAACACACACACGCACACGGAGUAGUAAGAGAGACAGGAUUCACAAUGGAACGUUUUGCUAUAAAAAUCGACAGAAAACUUAAGGCAAAUUUGUAUAAAAUAUGUCGCCUUUGUGGCAUAGACAACCCGGAUAUGGUUCCAAUUCUAACUGAUAAGCAGGAAAAAAACGAAAAUGCAGCAAUCGAUGUGGAGGCUGAAAUGGAGAUGCAUCAAAAAAUAAAUUUACUAAUUGGACUGAUGGUAACAAAGGAUGAUAGAAUGCCACAGACUAUGUGUUGUUUGUGUGUUGACAAAAUCAAUGAUUUCUACGAGUUUCGUGAAAUGUGCUAUGCCACAAAUGCACAAACCCGGAAAUUGUUGGGCUUAAAGAACAUCAAAAAGCCGCCAGCAGAUAUAAAACCGAAAGUUGAAGUAAAAGAAGAAUCCAUUGUACCCACAUCCAAUACCGCACCCACACCUGCUGUGAAUAAAAAUGGCAAUCGUAAGCGAAAAACCGAGGAAGUGGCUUUGAAGGAGGAAAUACCAGCAGUGUCCGCUGUUCUUCCAAAGAAAAAAUUACGUUUUUCUGCACCUGCAGAGUCAACAGUUAAGGAGGAGGCUCCUGUGGUGACAAAGAAAAAGUUAAGAUUCACUGUGAUGAAUGAUGAACCCACACCACUCGCUGCUAGCAGCACUAAGAAAACGAAGAACGCCCCAACAGAUGAUACUAAAUUGAAGAAAGAACCCUCACCACCAGUACCAGCACCAUCCCCAGCGGUUAGUAAUAAAAAGUUAAGAUUGGCAGCGCCUCCUCAAAAAGAGGCGGCCACUAAAAAAUCUAAACAAAAAGGCGGUAAGAAUGCGGAACAAAAAGAAUUGGAUGUUAAAGAAGAAAUUAAAGAGGAAAUUAAAGUAGAACCUGCACCUGUGACAGCAUCUGCUCCCGCAGUAAAAGUUCCACCAGCAGCAAAAGUUCCUCCAGCACCGAAAGUUCCUCCUGCGCCAAAACUGAAAUUUGGUUGCAACAUUUGUAAGGAACGUUUUGCAGCAAAAGUUAAUCUGGAAGCACACACUCGGACCUCACAUUUACCUAAAAUUGAACGUUACGUUUGUACGGCAUGCAAUGAGGUGUUAAGCAAAAGUUUCGACAUCAAAAAUCAUCAAUUGUGGCAUAAACUUUCAAAAACACCAUAUAUUUGUGGUUGCUGCGGGGAGUCUAUUUUAAAUACUUAUGCAUUUUCAAGGCACUUACGAGAGCACGCGUUCGAAACACCACCAGCUCUGCUUGUUUUAGAUCGGGAGUGCCCCCAGUGUCACACUUCGUAUGCUACGAAUUUUCUUUACAAUAUACACAUAUGUGCUGUAAAAACAAGACGUUGUGCUGGAUGCAAUCGUUUACAGCGCAAUGAAGCCGAGUAUCUAAAACAUUCCGCACAGUGUGCCAAAGUCUACUUAAACUAUUCGAAACAUAUAAUGCCAUCCGUAGAGGCAUUGGAAGAUGCAGUGCGUAUUAAAAAUGAAAACGAUGUGGAAGCAGCAGCCGAAGAAAUGGCGCGCAUUAGUGGUCUACCGCUAGACAUGGCUCCUGUUGUGCAAUUAACACGUUUGUCGUCACCACUCAUCAUGGCAGCUAAUCAUUGUGUAUCAACAACUGGACUAGAUGAUGCGGCAAGUACAAGCAGCAAGAAGAGUGGCAAAAAGGGUGUUUCGAAAAAAGAAUUGAAACGUGUCGAUGAACUCUUGAAGUCAACCUUAGAUGCAUUGGUUAGCAUUAAACAUGAACCGGAGGUACACGUGGAACAGGAAACCCCAUGUGCUGGUGAACACAGUGAUAAUGAUGAUCAUAAUGAACAACACGAGGAAGCUCAGGUGGAUGAUCAUGUUGGUGGCCUAGAUGAUUCUCAUCAUCAUAAUGCUGAUGAUUCUGAUAAUGAUAAUGAGGGAGAGAAUAUUGCAACAAAUGUUGCCACUACCGUUAAAACUAGUGUGACAACGGAAACGGCCAUGGAACAAAUUAAAAUCAAACAAGAAGUUGAUGAAACAAAUGAAGAAAAUGCUAAUAAGAUUGGUGGUGGUGGCCUUAAAUUAAAAAUCAAAAAGGAACAUGGCCAAUUGAAUUCGUCCAUAAUAGAGCAACAAAAAUCUUCAGACAAACGGGCUGAAAAGCGUAAGAAGAAAAAGAAACACAAGGAUAAGGAGAAGGACAAACAAAAGUUGUCAAAGGACAUGCAUGACGAACAAGUAUCACAAGAUUCGAAUGCUAAUAAUAACACUGAGGUGAAUGUGGCAACUUUAAAACCAAUUCGUAUUAAAGCAGAACCUCAAGAUGGAUCUGAUGCUGCAGAUAUGUUGUCUGUGUCUACUACCAUACAAAUGAGGCCACAUCCAGAGGCUACGAUCAUACAAAUGAGGCCACAUCCAGAGGCUACGAUCAUGACAUCGAUACCAAUGAUGCAAUUUCAAAUUGCUUGUGUUUCGAGUGGCGUUGAGUUCAAUAGUGGAGCUGCCAGUACAGUUGUUGAAACUCAAAAACCAGUGCCACCAGCAAAUCACGAAACUGAGCCAGAGGAUGUUAAACCAAAUCGUGAAGAAUUGGAUCGGAUGUUAAAAAUAUCACAUGUUAGUAGUGGCAUUGCUAUGGAAACAGGUGAAGCAGAAGAAACUGAAGAGCAUGAACCCAUGGAUCAUGAUGGUAAUGAUGAUGAAGGAAAUGGUGGAGACGAAGAUGAGGAUUAUCAUGAAGAAAGUAAUGAAGAUGAUCAUCAUGACGAUAAUGAUAAUGAAUCUGAAAAUCAAGUGGAUAAUCAAUCUGAUCAUAUUGAUGAUGAACAAGAGGAUGAUGGAGAAGAAGAGGCGCAAGAGGCAGAGGAUGAAGAAGAAAACGAUAAAGACAUAGACAAGACAUCUGAGGAUACAGGAAUUGACAAUGAAGAGAUUAUUGCUAAGAAGAUCAAGAAGCCCUUAUUGAAACCUAAAUCUAAAUUAACCUUGAAACCUAAAGUUAAAGAGACGCCAACUGUCGCAAAAAGUCGCAAUAAGGCUUGCAAAUCUACAGCAAAGCCUCCGAAUAUGCCCGUUUUACAAAUUUCUGCUGUACGCAGUGGAGUUACAUUGGAGCCAUCAGCUCCUAGUGCCAGCGACUUUAUUCCAAUAUUUAUUAAGCCAGAACCCCAAAAUCGUGGUUAUUCUGAUGAACAGCCAUUAGUUGAACAACCACCACCACAACCCGAAAUCGCGGACACCCAAGACGAGGAAACUGAGGAAUUAUCUCCAAGUCAUAAUGCUGAGGAACAGAAUUAUAUUUCUUCUAUUGAUUUUAAUAAUAUAACAAUCAAACAGGAGAAGGGCAUUGAAAUAAAUGACGUUCAAAUCUCACAAAAGUCUGUUAAAUCGUAUGCAGAUUUUAAUGGCAUUAAAAGGAAACGCAAGCCUGUUCGCCGUGCUCAUAUUGUUAAGGAUAAAACAUUUAAGAAGGGUGAAGAAGGUGAAAAUAAUGAUGGAAAUAUGGAUGCAGAUGAAGAGCACGAAACGGAUGAGGAAAUCGAGGAUGAAGAAAACGAUGAUGAAGAUAUAGAAGAAGAAGGGGAGGAAGAAGAGGAUGUUGAGGAAGAGGAGGAUGAAGAAGAGGAUGAGGGAGAGGAUGAAGAAGAGGAAGAAAGAGAGUACAGAGAACUCGAAUAUCCCCCAGAACUGCAUGAAACGAAUGCUGAGAUUGAAUCGGAAGACCAUCAAGCUGAAACUGAUGAAGAAAUUAACAAGACAUUAGAUGAAACUCAGACAUCUAAACAGGUGUUGGUUAAUGAAGCCCAAAUGAACGUUAGUAUUAAGGAAAACAUCGAUGACACAAAUCAAGUUGUACACAGUAACAUGACAGUACUGUCACCACCUAACGAAAAGCCAUCAUUGGUUAUAGCAAGUGUGUGCAGCCAGGCGCCCAUUGGUACUUUUGAGAAUGCCGACCUAUCUAAUAAUGACAAAGUGAAUAUGGAUCAUAAACAAGAUCUAACGAAUCAAUACAAUAACCUCCUAACACCGCCUACAGUGGUCGAUACGAACGAAUGCAAUUUGCCUCAGAUAUUAGAUCCUAGUUCGGUAAAUGUGAACGCAAUAGAAGAACCAAAUCGUGAUAUAGAGAUAGUUAUGUCAGAAACCCCAAGUCCUAAUAACACAUUAACAAAUUCAGCAGUUGCAGGUUCUUCCCAAAACGAACCUGUGAUACAUAAAGAUUCGAAUAUCACAAUUACAUCUGGUGAAACCCAAGCUGAAAAUACUCAUCCUUUGCCACCAACACUGCCUACGCCAGAAUUGAAGGAAAAUAUACACGCCAAUGAAAUGUCAUUACAACUUGGGCAACCAUUCGAAGUGAGACCAGAUGGACAAAUAGCACAAGAUUUAAAUCCCAGACAAGAACCGAACAUUUCCGAUUCUACCUUACAGUCAUCUCAAAUAACACAAAAUUCUGGUGAACAAUCACAAUGUCUUGGUCCACUUGCGAAAGACCAAUUAAGUACUAUUCUAGAUACUCAAACAAUGCAAAAUAUUGGACAAGAACUUCAAUAUGCCGAACAAGGUCCUCAAGAAAACGCGGGACGAGCAUAUCGACAAGAGUCUCAAGGCCCACAUCAAACAUCUCAAGAUAAUCUGCAAUAUCCGAAGCAAGAUGAUAUAAAUUAUCAAACUAUUAUUCCUCAAAACACCUUACAGGGUUCAGGUGAAGAAGCUCAAAUUACUCAAGAAUGCAAUAGACCAAAUUCUCAAGAACUUCAACAUGUAGGACAAGAAAAUCAUCCUCUAGUUCAUAAAAUAGAUUCUCAAGAUCAACUACAACCACAUCACCCACAGAGUACUUUCGAACAUACGGUGCCAGAUGCUCAAGAUGCUUCUUAUGUAGGACAAGAUACACAAUUCACACCAAACAUUUUACCAGAAAAUCGUCAAAGUACUCACGAUCUUGAGCCUCAACCACAUACAUCACAGGAUCUUCAGCCAGUAUUAAAAAUUAGUUCUGUUACAUCAGGUGUUCCUGUUAUUACACCAGAAUUUAAUAGUAAUCCUCUAAGCAAUAAUAAUGAUCAGGAAGUUCUAAAAGACAAUCAAGCAGAGACGGCAACUAUAGAAGGGGUUGUUGAACAAGCUAAAGAUCUAAAUUUGGAUGCACAACCUGUCCGAGAAACGCCACAAAACAUGCAAAAUUUCAAUAAUGAACCAGGCGCCGUCAAUGAUAUGGAAGUUGAUGAAAAUUAUGAAAAUGAUGAUGAUGAGGACGGUAAUGACGAUGAAAAUGAACUAGAAGAUGAGGACAAUGUCAUCGAUGAUGAUGCCAUACUGUGUAACAAUUUAGAAGAACGUCAAAAUUAUCAAAAUCAAGAAGUUUUAACUCAAAUUAGACCAGCAGCCUUAGCAUUACAUCCAUAUUUAGAAGACAUUUCGUCUAGUAGCAAUAGUUUGUUAAGUAAUUCUUUAUCACAGACGCCACCACCACCCUCACAGCCAGCGUCAGCUAGAACAUCCACAGCAUGUGCAGAACGGCGGCUUUUAAAUACUGAAGAGACUGAAAAUAUUUUAAAUGAAUCCAGUGAUGCUCUCAGUCGCCGUUCAACGGAAGUGGCUGCAACAUCGGCGGUAUCUGCAGGACAACUACUACCGCAACCACUUUUAGCCCAACAACUACCGCUACAUAUGCCAACAUUUAAUUUUGAUAAUAUCAAUGAAAUUGCUGAAAAUAACAAUAAUGCUAAUAUUGAGAGAGAACAACUACAAGAUGAACAACAGCAGCAGCAGAAUCAGCAACAAACAACAAAUACCCAAUAAUGUAACAUAAAAUAUUUUAGAUUUUAAGUAAAUCUUGCCCUCUUCCUCCACCCUCUACUUUGCACCCCUUCCCCUUUCCUUUCAACAUCUUUUUAUACUAAUUUAAACCCAUAUUUUAUAUUUUACUCACAUUUUUUAAUUUAAAUAAUCAAAAUUAUUUAAAUAUUCGAAAUAAAUUAUUGUAUUGUAAAUUGUACACUUAAGAUUACUAAUUAUAUACUAUUUAUAAUGACAUCUUAAUUUUUGAAUUAUAAUUACAAUAGCCGUAAACCAAACAAAAAAGGAAAACACAACAAAAUCUCAUUUCAAAAUUUUUAUUAUAUUUCAUUUAUUUAAAAUGAUUCUUCUCUAUUAUUUUAACUGUAUAGUUUGUAAUAUUUUUUCUUAUUUUCAAAAUUAUUUUUAAGGUUCUAAUUUAGCUUUUAAUACUAAAAAUGUGUCUAAUUUUAGAUUAUAAUAAUUUUUCGUAUAUUUUUUUAAUUGAAAUCAACCUUUAAAAAAGUAAAAAUUAAAUAAAAUGUAGAUUUAUUUGAUAUAACAAA